Messenger RNA from Paramecium octaurelia, 2650 nucleotides. The record is from the annotation of a GenBank genome assembly. Lineage: Eukaryota; Ciliophora; Oligohymenophorea; Peniculida; Parameciidae.
AUGAGUUACUAGGCUCAACACUAAAAUUAAUCUCCUAACUACUAAGAUAUAAGAGAAAAAUACCAGAUUUAAGGUGAUUACAGUUAAUCAGACGCCUAUAGAGUAAAUAUUAGUAUUAUUGAAAUAGUAACAAUAACAAUCGAAUCCUCAUAUUGGAAGAUAUACAUAAGUAAUUUAGAGAGUAUAUAAUUAAGGCACCUCAUGAUAAAGGUUCUCAUCAAUUUUCUCAAAAUGAUUUGUCUCGUGAACAUCGUAUUACUAAUAGUUAAAAUGUUGGGCAUCAUGAUACAUCGCACGGUCACAAUCAUUCUGGAAAUGAACACCAUGAAGGUCAUUACAACCCACUUUAGAUGCCUUGUAAUUGGGAGAUUGCAUAAAAACACGCAUUAUCAAGAAGGACUGCAAAAGAGAAGACAAAGGACCCGACUAAAACUUUAGCAGGUAAUUGGAAAUUAAUAACAUUUCAGUUGAAACUUGCCCUUGUUGCGGCUUUGAAGUUGAUAGAGAAGAUAUCCCGUUUUGCUCUGAUCCUAUGGCUUUAUCAUUUUUGGGAUCCGGCUUUACGUUAUUCUACAAUUACUUAAAAUAUUGCAUUAUCAUACUGUUUAUACAAUUGAUUGUGAAAUAGAUUCAUAACCUAUAUACUAACUAUGAAGGGACAUAUUGUAGUCACAUAAAAAGGGAAAAGAUGGAAGGACACAUUAUAGAAGAGCCAUACUGUCCAGAUAGCAUCUUUUUAAGAUUGUCUCUAGCUAACAAAUUAGAGUAAUGAAACAUACUAAAAUUAGUAAUCGAGAAGCCUUAGAGACUAUGCAAGUCUUAAAUUUUAUCAGCAUUUUCAUAAUCAUGUUUGUCCUCAUUUACUUUAGAAAAAGCCAAAGGUAAAUCGACACUACUAUAGAUGAAGAAUAAUUGACUCCUGCAGAUUAUACAAUUUGUGUUAAAAAUAUUCCCACUGGUUUGUCUGUUGAUUACAAAGCUGAAUUAACAAAUUUAUUUUAAAAAUAUGCAGUAUUAGAUUCUACUAAAGAAAUAAUUGUUAGAAAAGUAGUAUUAGUAUAUGAUAUUGAAGAAAUCAUUGAAUUAGAGAAAAAACUAGAUACUUUGAUUGAAAGAAAGAAAGAAGCAAUAUCUGAACAUAAUUUUGAUUUUCAUCAUUCAAGUGUUAAACAAAUAGAAGAAGAAAUAGAACACCUUGAACAUUAAAUUCAUAAGAUAGAAGAAGAAUAUGAACUGCAUAACACCAAAUUUGCAGGCAUUGCAUUUGUUUCUUUUGAUGAUGAAUCUAUGAAAUAAUUGGUGUUAUAAGAAAAUCCUCAUACAUAAUUAGAGAGAAUCAAAUCUCAUUGGAAUAGAGGCAAACUAUCAGGUCUUGGCAAUGAGGAUCUAUCAUGGCAAGGAUAAAAAUUGUUUUUAGAAUAGGCUCCAGAACCUAAUGAUGUUGAUUGGGAGUUCAUUCACAUCACAACUAAUGAAAAGAUAUUUAAAAGAGUGAGAGCCUGGAUCUACUAUAUAUUGUUUGAGAGUGCAGCCUUCUUUGUUAUCUAUUUAAUUUCCCAUAGACUCGCACUCUUGGGAGAUGAAGCACACGAAGAAGAACUAUAAGGGAAAUUAGAUGAAGAUACCAAAAGAAAGAUCAAUAUUAUGUCUUUUAGUAUAUCUAUGACUAUUGUCUUAUUUAACAAGUUUGGAGUAGCCAAAAUAGUACAUUACAUAGUAGAUGAUGAGAAAAUAUCAAAUAAGACAAAGUUUUAGAUAUCAUUUGUGUAUAAAUAUGCGCUCGCUCUAUUUCUGAAUGCAGCCAUCAUCAGUUUUCUAGUAGACAUUGUCAUAUUGAAAAAUGUCAAAGGAGCUGGAGGCUUUAUUUAAAAUGAGAGUCAGAUAUUUGUACUUAAUGCCAUCUUUCCUCCCUUCAUUUGGUUUGUUGACCCAUGGAGUCUGUGCAAGAAUAUUUGGAGAAAAUACAUUAUUUCAAAAGGAGAAAAAGCUUUGCUUACUCAAUAAGAAGCUAACAAACUUAUGGAAGAACCAGACUACCUAUCAGCAAAGAGAUAUUCAGAUGUUAUGAAAACGAUGUGGUUCACAUUUAUGUAUGGUACUGCCAUUCCCUUGGGUACUUUAUUUAGUGCAUUUGGUAUUCUAAUUUAUUACUUUGUUGACUAUUACAAUAUUUUAAGAAGAAGAACUGUUAAGGAAUCCAUCAGCAUUCAAUUAUCCACAGGUAUUCGCUUACUCCUAAUUUAUAGAAAUGAUUGAAAUGCUUGAGUACAUUAUCUCUUGGUGUGCAUUCGGUGAAAUGAUCAUGACGUACACUUUCUUUCAUGAAGUCAGCAAAAUAGAUAUUCUGUUAAUCAUAUUGGCUGUUAUAUACUAAUAAUUGCCAAUGGAAGAUAUUUCUGAGUACCUCUUUCCAGUUGAAAACAAUGAAGAAGUAUAUUCCAUCUAUAAUUAGAUAAAACCAUAUGCAGAAGGUAGUGCCAGUUUUGAUACCGACUAUGAUAGAGAGAACCCAGUCACUAAACAUAAAGCUUUAGCUGAGUGGAACUAAAAAUAGAAAAGUGAAGAAAAUCCUCAUCACAAAGUUAAAAAAAUCUUACAACAAUAAGAUGAAUUUGGAUAUGUUGCAGAUGGACAUUAUGGACGCAGAUGA